Acipenser ruthenus (sterlet) is the source of this 7339-nucleotide messenger RNA. Its product is annotated as serine/threonine-protein kinase LATS2-like. Gene Ontology annotation, biological process: G1/S transition of mitotic cell cycle; hippo signaling; peptidyl-serine phosphorylation. The record is from RefSeq and is a predicted model, not a curated record. The transcript has 8 exons. Gene Ontology annotation, molecular function: protein serine/threonine kinase activity; protein binding; ATP binding. Bases 411 to 3794 code for a protein of 1127 amino acids. NCBI's taxonomy places the organism in Eukaryota, Metazoa, Chordata, Actinopteri, Acipenseriformes, Acipenseridae. Gene Ontology annotation, cellular component: nucleus; spindle pole.
CCCACUGUAGAGCUGCGUUCCACUCACUCCAAUUACUAUUUCUAAACUUUCAGCAUUGACUUCAACAAAAUGUAAGAAACUUGACAUGGGCUUUGAAACGCCUUGGAAAAUAACAUAACGAAGACGAAAUGAAAAUCAACUACUUUUGGGAUUAGGAAAAAAAAAACGCAAAACAACGGGGAAGACCCGAGGCAGAAUGGAGACUAUUAAACGAAUUGUCCUGUUUAUGUCAUGGUUCUUUAUGUGAGUCCUUAAGUGGAAACUCCAGACUUUUAAUAAGAACUGCAUGGUUCCAGUAUGAAAGUCAAUUAAGUUGUUCUCCAAGAAGUGUGGUUGCACAGAAUGAUGCAAGUGUGGUUUUCUACUGGAUUUUAAAAGCAGAAAAAGGAAUUAUAUAACCUGAAUUUACAAUGAGGCCAAAGACGUUCCCUGCCACUUCAUACCCUGGGAACAGCCGCCAGAGACUGCAGGAGAUCCGAGAGGUGCUGAAGCCACCUCCCAUGCCUUCAGGCCAGAGCUUACCUUGCAGUCCCGAAUGCGAAAGCCAGCCUGACUCGAAAGCCUCAGCAGGGAAGGACGCAGCUAGGCAGCAGCAAAUUAGAGCAGUGCCGAAAUUUGGCCCAUAUCAGAAAGCCCUGCGAGAGAUCAGAAACUCAUUGCUGCCCUUUGCAAACGAAACUGGACACUCUACAAGUAUUGAAGUGAACAGACAGAUGUUGCAGGAGUUGGUGAAUGCAGGAUGUGACCAGGAAAUGGCCAUUCGCGCUCUGAAGCAGACAGGCAGCAGAAACAUUGAUGCAGCCUUGGAUUACAUCAGUAAAAUGGGAUACCUGGAUCCAAGGAAUGAACAGAUAGUGCGUGUAAUCAAGCAGACUUCCCCAGGAAAAGGAGGUGGGUCAAGUCCUGUGGAUCAUAGGCCAGUAUUAGAGGGACCAAGUGAUGCAAUGUCUCACUAUCAUCAAAUGGGGAAUCCAGGUGGCUAUGGAGCAGAAAGUACAAACAUGAUGGGAGAGAUACCAAGGCCGUACAUGAAUGUUCCAGUCGUGAACUACAUCAUGCCCUCAUCACAGGUUCCAACCAUAGGCAGCCCAAUGCAGAGGCCCUCAAGUAUCGGUCCAUACACAGCGAUAUCUGCUCAGAAUCCGCCAGGGAAUUCCAUGUACCUUCCAUGUGAUCUCAAACACCAGCAGAAGCCAUACCCCGCAAACAUGGAGCAGGCCAUGAUGAUCUAUUCCAUUCCAAGCCACAGUGGACAGCCCUUGCAACUGCAAGGAGCUCCAGGUCCAAGCAGCCCACAUUAUGUCAGACAGCACAUGAUGGGGCCGGCUGAGACCUCAGGGUAUGGCGUGAAGAGGAGCCCUUCCUUUCAAAACAAGAUACAACAGGAGAGCAAUUAUGGAAGCCUGCAGAGCAAAGGAUCGCUGGGUCAGAACAGCACAGGGUAUUCCUUCCAGCAGUCACCGUCCAACCUAUACCUUCCACCACACGCUCAUCACAGGCAGUCAAGCCCUACCUCUCACCAGGUGCACAUGAUCUCCAGAGCUUCAGCAAUGGGGACCGAUUUCCAAGAUGUCCCCCAGAACCUAUUGACUCCAUCCAGAGCCAGCUUAAAUAUGGACCUCUAUGACCAUCAGGUCCAACAUUGGGUAACACCUUCCCCAACCAGGCAUGAAUCCCUACCUAACCCUGGACCAGAGGCUCAGGUCAGACAGCAGCAGGGCCCCUUCAGGGGAGAGGUCCACGGUCCCAGCAGAAGCGGCUCCUUCAAAAAUCAUCAGCAGAAGGUGCAUGUGACAGUAAGGCAACCAGACACUUCCCUUGCCCCACCCAACACUAUCACUGCAGUGACAUCGGCCCCUAUCCUACAGCCUGUGAUAAGCAUCCGGGUCAUGAGGCCAGAGCCAGAGAUUGCAGUGGGGCCUUGUCACCCUGGAUGGCUGCCAGCCCAGUCACAAGCUUUAGAGAAUUCCGAACUGAUGGAGCAGCAUUCCUAUGCAGCAGCUGGGGCCGAAGCCUAUAGUGUUGAACCCAUUGACUGUGCUGUCCAAGAACCAAGGUGCCCUCCUCCACCAUACCCCAAAAACUUGCUGCUCCCAAGUAACUCAGAGCAGCAGAUGGAGAGCAACACUUGGGUUGUCCCUAGCUUAAUCUCUAAUAAGUGUGAAGACACAAGCGGUGGAGAGAAGAAUGACAAGGCCAGCAGCAAGGGUGGGAAAGCAGAGAAGGCCAUGAAGGACAAGAAGCAGAUUCAGACGUCCCCUGUGCCAGUACGUAAGAAUACAAGAGAUGAAGAGAAGAGAGAAUCCCGCAUCAAGAGCUACUCUCCUUUUGCUUUCAAGUUCUAUAUGGAACAGCACAUAGAGAAUGUCAUGAAAACGUACCAGCAAAAGCUCAAUAGAAGAAUACAGCUUGAACAAGAAAUGUCAAAGGCAGGGCUUUCUGAGGCAGAACAGGAACAGAUGAGGAAGAUGCUAUACCAGAAGGAGUCCAACUACAACCGACUCAAAAGAGCGAAAAUGGACAAGUCCAUGUUUGUGAAAAUCAAAACCCUGGGCAUUGGUGCUUUUGGAGAAGUGUGUCUCACUCGGAAAGUGGACACAAACGCGUUAUAUGCCAUGAAGACCCUUCGCAAGAAGGAUGUCCUGAACCGCAACCAGGUGGCUCACGUGAAGGCUGAGAGGGACAUCCUUGCUGAGGCCGACAAUGAGUGGGUGGUAAAGCUGUACUACUCUUUUCAGGACAAGGACAACCUCUACUUUGUCAUGGACUACAUCCCAGGAGGGGACAUGAUGAGCCUUCUCAUUCGCAUGGGGAUCUUCCCAGAGCAGCUGGCCAUGUUCUACAUUGCCGAGCUUACACUAGCCAUUGAGAGCGUGCACAAGAUGGGAUUCAUCCACCGCGACAUCAAACCUGACAAUAUCCUGAUCGACCUGGAUGGGCACAUAAAGCUCACCGACUUCGGUCUCUGCACUGGCUUUCGCUGGACCCACAAUUCCAAAUACUAUCAAAAAGGGAGCCACAUCAGACAAGACAGUAUGGAGCCCAGCAAUUUCUGGGACAAUGUGUCUAACUGUCGCUGUGGAGAUCGGUUAAUGACACUUGAGCAGAAAGCUGCCAGACAGCACCAGAGGUGCUUAGCACAUUCCUUAGUGGGGACUCCCAACUACAUUGCUCCUGAGGUGCUCCUACGAAAAGGCUAUACACAGCUUUGUGACUGGUGGAGUGUUGGUGUUAUUCUCUUUGAAAUGUUGGUAGGGCAACCUCCAUUUCUGGCUUCAACUCCCACAGAAACUCAGCUAAAGGUAAUUAACUGGGAAAACACACUCCAGAUCCCACCGCAGGUUAAACUUAGCCAGGAGGCGGUAGAUAUAAUCAGCCGACUGUGCUGCGCUGCCGAGGAGAGGCUCGGGCGCAAUGGGACAGGAGAGAUCAAAGAACAUGCUUUCUUUGAGAAGAUGGAUUUCUCCAGCAACCUGCGUACACAGCCCGCACCCUUCCUCCCUAAGAUCAGCCACCCCAUGGACACCUCCAACUUUGACCCAGUGGAGGAAGACAGCCCAUGGAAGGACAGCGGUGACAGUACUAAGACCUGGGAUACACUCAGCUCCUCUCACAGCAAGCACCCGGAGCACGCCUUCUAUGAGUUCACCUUUCGCAGGUUUUUUGACGACAACGGUUGUCCGUUCCGGUACCCUAAACCCCCUGAGAAUGUGCAAAGUAGCCGGGAUCAGACAGACAGAGAGAACCAAGAUUCAGAGGAUCAAUGUGAAGGCUGUGAACCCGUAUAUGUAUAACACAAGGGCGACACACGCUAUGAGGAACGCGUCUUGGAAGCUUGUGCUUGUAAACACUGGCGAGAGCUGAAUCUUCAAGUCUGAAAUUCUAAAAGAAAUUGGUGCCGCAGGUUCUGGGGGUGAAUCGAAAAUAGGCUCCUCCAUUCAAACUGAUAGAUAAACUCACCCAUUAACAAACAAAAAGGAAUGACUUCCGUGGUUUUCACAGUCCUAGUAUUUAAAGCACAAGUGAUUUACAAAUGUAUUAUCCAACUUUUUUUUUUUUCUCCUUAAAUUUUGAAAUUUACCAUGAAACCACUAUAGAGGGAUUGACAGAAAAAGGACAUCAUACAAAUGUUUUACAGUCAAACAUAGCAAAAAUAUCAGAUCCUGACCCUCAGUUUAAUUUGACACGGUGGAAUUAUUUUCAAUUGGAAAACAGUGAGAAUAGUGCAUGGGCCAGGUGUAAUUGGCCAGAUCACAGAGUUAUACGUUGUUUCCAAGUAAAGUAUCCCAUGGUCAGGUUCACUUUAUAGUAAAAUGUGAUUCCUGCUGAUUGUUUACUACAUCCUUCCACAGUUUACCAUUCCAUACACUUCCCAGCAUCAGGAACCGGGGUCUACAGUAUGUUAAUCCUGCUGGUGUUUUCCUCUCAGGAAAUGUUCAUUGACCCAUUAGUAAAUACAAUCAAAAUACAUAGACAGAAUCCCACAAUAAAAGAAACCUUGUUAGUUUAUAGACAUUCUACAAAGUUACACUGUUAAAAAAAAAAGUAAACUUGGGAGCCUCACACAGUGUUUUUCCACAUAUUAAGAUAUUUAUAAAAAGAUUACUUUUUAUAAAUAUUUUUAACAAUGUAGUGUCAUCUUCAAGCACACACCUUCUUCCUCUGUAUAGUGUGGUUAUACAUAUGUAGUUAUGUAAACAAAAAAUAUGAAUUAUUUUUAAAACCAUAUUGGACGCUACACCUUUGAACAGUCUAAAAAGAAUAAUAAAAUACAGGGCUCCCUUAUUAUUUCACGAUUUCAUAGAUUAAUUCAACGUUUAUCUGUGUAGACAGUUGUUUUUUUUUCAUGUAUGUACUAUACUUCACUAUAUAAGGAGCCUUCAGCAAUUCACUGUUUCCAGUAUUUCUUGAUGUGUAGUGAAAAGAACAAGGGAGUAAUAGUCUGUCCUCAAGCUUUUUAACAGCGAAUUCUAGUGUAAAUCACUAGAGGUAUAUCAAACAACAGGUUAUUGAACACAAUCUUACUUAGAAACUGUUUUGCUGUAAGAUUAGAUUAAUGUAGAGAGCAUGCACUUACUGUCCAUCUUCCAAGUAGCUACUAAUUUCAAGGGAUGGAUUCUGGCAAACCAAGCUGCUACUGCUUUUGUUGUUCUGUUCUCCAGUGAAUGGUUCUAACUCUUACCUAAACACUUACUCCUCCAACAGUGUGAAAACCAAUACCUGAAUGUGAAACUCAAAUAGGAGAAUGCAAAUUGAAGUGCUUUAUAAAUGAGAAGCAUGUGAUAAAAAGGACAAUGUGCAAUACAGAAAUGAUAUCAUUAUAUAGUUUUAUACACAUUACAGAUAUCCUUUUUUAACACUUAUUUUGUUUUAUAGUUUGUAUCUUUUCAAUAUAGUAAAUGGCCUAAUGCUGCUUUUCUUGUGAAAGAGUAGGUUGAAUUGAAAGUGUGUGUAGAGUGUGGCAUACUGAGUGCCGUUAAUGCGAAUGGUGUGAAGGAUUGAUGCAUGAUCAGUAUUUGUGAAUUAUGAAUGAGAAUUGCUUAUGUUUCCACACAGGCUGGUCCUGUGCAAAAAAAAUAAACAAAACAAGUAUAUAAACAAAGCAUACAGUAGGUAAUUAUGCCGGGGCUCUAUGAAUAAAAACAACAACUGAUCACCAGCUAGAUAUAUGUAUUUUUGGCUAAAGAAUUGAUUGGCGACAUCCGUUUUUCAUUUUGACUCAAUACCAAUGUCGUACCGCCCCCUAAAGGCCAAAAAAACUAUUUCUCUCCCAGCAUUGAUACAUGCUUAAUAGAAUAAUUCUCACAAAAUUACCAUGGGUAAUCAAUGUUGAAAAAUACAUUGGUAAUAUUAGAUUCAUAAUGUAAUGUUAGGGUUCAGAUGUGGUGAUGAACUAACACCUAUUUAAAGAAAUGAGCUGGAUACAGAUGGAUUACAGUUCAACAGUUUUAUUAAGGCGGCUACCUGAUGCACACUCUCUCCUCUGUCAAUCACUCAGUUAUCAAUAACGCUUCUUGAUACUAGCGUACAAAGGUAAUUCUACAACCAGUGUCUCCUGCUUAGCACAGAUCACCAUCUGGAAGUUAUUUUCUGGAAGUCAUACAAAGCUCAGUUAUAGCCAACACACACAUUUCACCAAAUGGCUGGCCAGACGAUACCCUGAGAAAAAAAAUCGGACUGGAGCGGCUUUUCUUCAAACCAUUUUGGAAGGCAGGGCCACACAGCUGAGCAGAUCUUGGAGUUGGAGAAAUCCUCCAAGAGUUCAUGAAUGAAGAGCUUGAUAUUCUGAGUAACACACUUUAUGCUUGUGUCUACUCAUAUGUCACAUCUCCAUGGGUCAUCUUGUGCUCAAAAGUAUUUUCCUACUUUCAAGAGCUUCUUAUCACUCCCUUGCUAAAUCUCCUUGGUAUUGAUGUGAAGAAGGAGUUAAUCCUGUGUGUACGUUCUGUGAUGAGGAGAUCAAUGAUGAGAAUUCCCCUUCUGGGAAACCAAACUCAAGGUAUUGUCAGAACACACAAAAAUGAAUCACCAACUGAUUUUUCAGCCCAGAAUACAUAUAUUUAGCUGGUGAUCAGACUAAUUGGACAAAAAAAACAUGCACAGUCCCCCUGGCCUAAUGUAAUGGGUCAUUGGCAAAUUAUAUAUAUUUUUUUCUUUCCUAGUUUUCCAAAUAUGUUGUUUGUACCAGGCAUAUUUACAAAAAUGUCCCAUCAACACAUCUGUUAAAUUUUCCUUUUGUAAUUAUAUCAAUAAAACAAUGUUAAAAAGAGCAGGAUACACUUAUCUUAUCCCUAUCGUGUUUUACUGAAUUCAAGUAAAAAUAAAAUGUUUAUGCAACACAGGCAAGCUAAAUAAAUAUUCUUGCAUUCUGAUACGCUAUAUAGGUCUCACAUAUGCAGUUUUAAUGAUAUCUGGUACCAUGCAAGGUUAAAGAAAUCUGUCAAUUUGUUAUUCUCGCUUUCAAGCAGCUGAAAGCAAGAAUAAUGUAAUGCAAAAUAAUAGCUUUCUCCACCUAGUAUGGGACAGAUAGCAUUAUUCGAAGUAAAAAUAUAUGUCUGUUAAAACAUGUUCUUUCACAACUGCAAUGGCAGACCUGCAUAGUGGAUUAUUUCAUUAGCUGUAAUUCAGUGUGUUUUAAACACAGUAAACAAGGCAAGUCCCCUUUUCUGGUUAAUAAUGUCCCCAAGGUGGUUUGGCAAUUUUUUUAUUUAAUGAAAGCCUGGCAUGUUUUACAUCAAAGCAAGGCUGGCUAUUAUACAACACAUCUUGACAGUGCCAUGCACUUUUAUUCUAGCCAGCAAAGAAAUGUACAAUAUAUUAUGUUGUACUUUAUAUUAAA